This is a messenger RNA of Cornus florida, 1222 nucleotides long. RefSeq names its product protein XRI1-like. NCBI's taxonomy places the organism in Eukaryota, Viridiplantae, Streptophyta, Magnoliopsida, Cornales, Cornaceae. Gene Ontology annotation, biological process: male meiotic nuclear division; female meiotic nuclear division. The record is from RefSeq and is a predicted model, not a curated record. The coding region runs from base 285 to 1040 and encodes 251 amino acids. The transcript is spliced from 5 exons.
ACAAACACUUUUUUUUUUCUCUCUCUCCCCAUCUUUGCUAGCCGUUGACUGACUGACUCUUUUUUUCAUCUAAAAUCAUCUUAUUCUCUCACUUUCUCUUUUUUCUUUUGGAAACUCCUUAAAUACAACAAUUUGCUGCCAUUCAUGACCAACCAAUUCAAAGAAAUGGGUGAUCUUCACUCCAUUGCUUACAGUAGCAGCCUCCACAACUCAUCCCUAGAUUUGGAUUGGGAUGUUCACAACCUUGGAGUUCUCAACGCAGACAUGACUCACUCAUACACUACAUGGUGGUGGGUAUGUGUGUAGUUAUGGAAAGCUGCAGUCCGCCACUUUUCUCCCCUCUUGAAUCUGAUCUUUCAAGUGGCUAUCUUCAAGACGCUUUGUUCAAAUUUGGUGAUCGAUCUAAACGAAGACGAUUUCUAUUGUUUGAUCAUCACUGUGAUGAUCAACUUACUAAGGACUCCAUAAAUCCCAUACAGAGCUACUGGAACUGCAAGAAUGAUGAGAAUUAUUCAGAGAAUUUCAGUUAUCUUGGCCAGAUAAGAAAUAACAAGGAUGGAUUUUCAGAUGAAGGCAUGAAUAGAUCCGUGAGUGAGUAUGUAAGUAUGUUGACAGAAACAGCAGAAGAGGCAAUAUCAGCUUCUGAAACUUUCGAUUCUUCAUCAUCUUCUCAGAAAGACUCAGUUAACGAGAAGUCCACAUUUGAAAAAGAGACAAUAUAUUCCAUACACCCCAUAUCUCCUGGAGCUGGAAAGAAGAGGAAGAAGAAGGUGAUAACGAGAAGGGUGGUGUACCCAUUUGCUGUGGUAAAGCCUGGUGGUGUGGAAGGAGACUUGACCUUGAAUGACAUAAACCAGAGAAUUCUAAUGCCGCCCACUCGGCCUGUGAGGCAUCCUGUUGGAGACUUUGCUUGCCGCCCUCUACUUUCACUUUCUGGUGAUGGAACUGGAUGCAGCUUGUCUGGCAAAUCAGUCGUCGCCUUUACAAGAAUUCACACACAAGGAAGAGGCACUAUCACUAUCAUCAGAACUAAAGGUUGACACUUUAUACAUAUAUUCAAUUAUUAGCUGUACAAAUUAAAGAUGAAAAAGCCCUGCAAACUGCAUGUUUAAUUGCUUAAUGCUUGUUUGAAUUUUGUAUAUAUAUAGUGAUAUCAUAUAUAUUUAUGUAUGUAUGGUUGUUCACUUCUACAGAUUAAUUAUGGUUACUCUUUGUUGCUUAA